AGAAGAUCAAUGAGAGUUGGUGGCUACUGGUUACGAGUUACGACUACUUGCCCCCAUUGCCUUUUGCAUUUGAAUAUAUAUUAUGAGUUAAAAAGUCUCUCUUUCUCUUCACAUUACCUAUAAACAAAGCGGCCGAGGGUCAUUUCCUUUCCCUUUCACCAACCUCUCUAUUCGAUCGAAAAACAAUGGCCUCUUCUUCCUCUCUCACCCUAUCUCAAGCCCUCCUUGCUCGAGCCAUCUCUUCCCAUGGCUCUGCCCAACCCUCUGACCACCGCGUCUCUCUCUCCGCCCUCUCUAUUCCCACUUUCUCCGGCCUUAAAUCUGCUUCCCCACGCGCUUCCACUUCCUGUCGCCGGCUUCCCACGCGCUCUACCCGGAAUCACCAAGUCCGUUCUGCCGCUGUCGAGACGAUUGGUACCGCCGCCGAGACUUCAUUGGUCGAGAAAUCGGUCAAUACGAUCAGAUUCUUGGCCAUUGAUGCUGUCGAGAAGGCCAAUUCAGGGCAUCCUGGGUUGCCCAUGGGCUGUGCUCCAAUGGGUCACAUUUUAUACGAUGAAGUUAUGAGAUAUAACCCGAAGAACCCUUAUUGGUUCAACCGUGACCGUUUCGUAUUGUCCGCUGGUCACGGUUGCAUGCUACAGUAUGCUCUGCUUCACCUCGCUGGUUACGACAGUGUCCGAGAAGAUGAUUUGAAGAAUUUCAGGCAGUGGGAAAGCAGAACCCCAGGACACCCCGAGAACUUUGAAACACCUGGAGUUGAAGUCACAACUGGUCCUCUUGGUCAAGGCAUUGCAAAUGCCGUUGGAUUGGCUCUUGCUGAGAAACACUUGGCUGCUAGAUUCAAUAAGCCAGACAAUGAGAUCAUCGACCACUACACAUAUGUUAUUUUGGGAGAUGGUUGCCAGAUGGAGGGUAUUGCAAAUGAAGCUUGUUCACUUGCUGGACACUGGGGACUUGGAAAGCUUAUAGCUUUCUAUGAUGACAACCACAUUUCCAUUGAUGGGGACACUGAAAUUGCCUUUACAGAGAGUGUUGAUAAGCGUUUUGAGGGGCUUGGGUGGCAUGUUAUCUGGGUCAAGAAUGGAAACACUGGCUACGAUGAAAUUCGUGCUGCUAUUAAGGAAGCAAAGGCUGUCAAAGACAAGCCCACUCUGAUCAAGGUGACAACCACCAUUGGUUAUGGAUCUCCAAACAAGGCAAACUCAUACAGUGUACAUGGUAGUGCAUUGGGUGCCAAGGAAGUGGAUGCUACUAGGAAAAACCUUGGAUGGCCAUAUGAGCCUUUCCAUGUACCUGAAGAUGUGAAAGGGCACUGGAGUCGCCAUGUCCCUCAAGGUGCUGCUCUCGAAGCCGAAUGGAAUGCAAAGUUCUCUGCAUAUGAGAAGAAUUACAAAGAGGAAGCUGCAGAGCUCAAGUCAAUAAUCACUGGUGAACUACCUGCUGGCUGGGAGAAGGCACUUCCAACAUACACUCCAGAGAGCCCAGCUGAUGCUACCAGAAAUCUCUCUCAACAAAAUCUCAAUGCCCUUGUAAAAGUACUCCCAGGUCUUCUUGGUGGAAGUGCAGAUCUUGCUUCUUCCAACAUGACCUUGCUCAAAAUGUUUGGGGAUUUCCAGAAGGACACCCCUGAGGAACGCAAUGUUCGGUUUGGUGUUAGGGAACACGGAAUGGGAGCUAUCUGCAAUGGCAUUGCCCUUCACAGCCCUGGCCUGAUUCCAUACUGUGCUACUUUCUUUGUCUUCACUGACUACAUGAGGGCCGCCAUUAGGAUUUCUGCCUUGAGUCAGGCUAGAGUUAUCUACGUUAUGACCCAUGAUUCCAUUGGUCUUGGGGAAGAUGGACCAACUCACCAGCCAAUUGAGCACUUGGCAAGCUUCCGUGCAAUGCCUAAUGUUUUGAUGCUCCGUCCAGCUGAUGGAAAUGAAACGGCUGGAGCAUACAAGGUUGCUGUCCUCAAGAGGAAGACACCCUCAAUUCUUGCCCUUUCCAGACAAAAGCUACCCCAAUUAGCUGGAACUUCCAUUGAGGGGGUUGAAAAAGGUGGCUACAUCAUUUCAGACAAUUCUUCAGGCAACAAUCCUGAUGUAAUUCUGAUUGGAACUGGUUCUGAGUUAGAGAUCGCUGUUAAAGCUGCUGAUGAACUAAGGAAGGAAGGGAAGGCUGUAAGGGUUGUCUCCCUUGUUUCAUGGGAGCUCUUUGAUGAGCAAUCAGAUGCCUACAAGGAAAGUGUUUUCCCAUCUGCUGUAACAGCUAGAGUGAGUAUUGAAGCUGGAUCAACAUUUGGGUGGGGGAAGAUAGUUGGAUCCAAAGGGAAGGCAAUCGGAAUUGAUCGGUUUGGGGCAAGUGCACCAGCAGGGAGAAUAUACAAGGAAUUUGGUUUAACUCCAGAGGCUGUUAUUGCUGCAGCCAAAGAACUUUGCUAAGCUUGGUUCAAUGUCUCUGCGGAAACUUAAGGUUUUCGAUUGAAGAUGUCGCUGAAGAGCUAUUCCAAUUGUGACAGUCUCUUCUGUUUUGUUUUCUUUAAUAAGAAACAGAUUCAAAAUUUCUUUUGUUGCUUAUGAUUCAUCAAUAGCAGCAGUGAGCAAAAGGGAGGUUAGAGUUUCUUUAUGUUUAUGGAUUUGUAACUUCUCCUGGGACUUAUCCGGAUUUCUGCUUUGGCCUGAGAUAUAAAAUGAGUUUGUAUAAUUUUGCUUUUCAGAAUAAACAGUUUGAUUCCCCCACACUAAA
This is a messenger RNA of Gossypium raimondii (Peruvian cotton), 2727 nucleotides long. RefSeq names its product transketolase, chloroplastic. Gene Ontology annotation, biological process: pentose-phosphate shunt. NCBI's taxonomy places the organism in Eukaryota, Viridiplantae, Streptophyta, Magnoliopsida, Malvales, Malvaceae. The record is from RefSeq and is a predicted model, not a curated record. Gene Ontology annotation, molecular function: transketolase activity. Gene Ontology annotation, cellular component: cytosol. Bases 186 to 2423 code for a protein of 745 amino acids. The transcript has 7 exons.